GGUGUACACCUGUUAACCUGCAGCUCAUCCCCGAUGGAUCCAGGACCCCACCACCCGUCCACGUACAACCACCACCACCACUACCCCUUCUUGCCGGCCGCCGGACCGCCCACCGCUGCCGGCGACACCCUUCUCUUCCUCCUCGCCGUACCGGCAGGCUGGCUCAUCCGGCUGGUUGCCUUCCUCGGCGAGCGCGUCAUCUCCGCGGUCCUCACCCUCGUGGUCCUCCCCGGCGCGACGCUCGUGGGCGAGCUGCGCGCCGUCCCUGCGGCUGCGGCCUCCCUCGCCCGGCGCGCCGCCGUGGGCGUGCUCGCCGCGGCCUUCACCUUCGCGGCCCUGGCGGUCGCGUUAGUCGCGUCCCUGCUGCUCGGCUUCGUCCUUAUCCGGCACUGGGUGGAGGACCCGGUCACCGUGCACCAGCCGCUCUACUUCGACUACACCGAGCCGCAGCCGAGCGCCGCCGUGGCCCUCUGCCCCCCGGCGGGACACUCCGUCAGGGUGUCCAUAUCGCUGCUGCUGCCCGACUCCGACCACAACCGUCAGAUUGGCGUGUUCCAGAUUAAAACAGAGGCCAUCACCCCAAGUGGAAGCACCAUCGCAUCAGCCACCCAGCCAUACAUGCUGCGGUACAAGAGCGCUCCGGUGCGGCUAGCACAGUCCGCGCUGACAAUCGUGCCGCUCGCCUUGGGCAUGCGCAGCGAGAGCCAGUCGGCGACGCUGAAGCUCCUGCAGUACUGGGAAGGCCACGGCCGUCACAAGAGGACACGGCUCAUCAGAGUCUCUCUGCAGCCAAGAGCCAUGACAGUGCACCUGCCCCAGGUGUACAGAGCAGAGAUCACCGUGCAAACUGCGCUUCCAUGGUUCAAGGCCGUGGCGCGCAGCUUGAAAUGGACAAUGUGUGUGUGGCUCUCUUUCUGGGUCUAUGUCAUUCUCUCCCUGCUCGCGGUUCGUUGGGUCUGGCCACUCGCGCUAUCUGCAUGGGACAGUCACAGGGGGUUAUCUGAUCAUCAAGUCAAUGGGAAGACAAUUGCUGCUAAUCUGGGUGGAGGAGAUACAGGCCAGAGCUCACAUGAGGGAUCAUCGAGUGGUGGUGCUGUGAAGUGGAGGGACAGGAGAGGCAGGAGGAAAGCACAGAAAACGAGGCAUGGUGGCAUGGUUGAGCUCAAGCUCGAUGAGGGCUCGUCUUCUAGCUCUGCAGUGGCUGAGACUGAUGAAGUUGUCGACGACGAUCAUGGGGAGUCACCUGCUGCUCCAUUGUCUGAGUCCGAGUCCUGUUAGUUCAGUCAGUGCAGUGGGCUGCAAAGUUUAUGCUGACCAUCGAUCACAGUUUGUUACACGCCAUGUGUAGGAGAUCUGAAGGGCUUCCGUGCAGAACGACAUAUAAUAACGAAAAUAAAUGGCAAAGAUAUAUAUAUGUAUUAAUCGAUAAGCUGCAGGGAGUCACGUAAUUUGCGUUCCUUAUUCAUGUUGGUACCACGCUUUUAGUGUUUGGUUGACAUGAACUGUCUAUGGUCUCCUUUGGUCACAGAUGUUGGAUAGAUGAGGAUGGAGUAGUAGCUUGUUUCCGUUUCAGACUUUCAGGUCAGCCUCUCAGCAAUUAUAUGUCUUUGUACACUUUCUAGUCAUGGAGAUUAUAACCACUUGCUUUCCUGUGAUACCUGUUUUACUGCUAAUUGUAUUGUGUUUUCUUUUGUUUGGAUUCAUAUCUAGUUGAAUCACUUAAA
Triticum dicoccoides is the source of this 1724-nucleotide messenger RNA. Its product is annotated as seipin-1-like. The coding region runs from base 34 to 1278 and encodes 414 amino acids. Lineage: Eukaryota; Viridiplantae; Streptophyta; Magnoliopsida; Poales; Poaceae. Gene Ontology annotation, biological process: lipid droplet organization; lipid storage. Gene Ontology annotation, cellular component: endoplasmic reticulum membrane. The transcript has 2 exons. The record is from RefSeq and is a predicted model, not a curated record.